Molecule: messenger RNA, 2089 nt
Organism: Maylandia zebra (zebra mbuna)
Lineage: Eukaryota; Metazoa; Chordata; Actinopteri; Cichliformes; Cichlidae
Product: interferon-induced protein 44-like
Biological process (GO): immune response
Molecular function (GO): GTP binding
Source: RefSeq, a predicted model, not a curated record
AUUUUGUUGUUGUUUUUCCUGAAAUUAAUACUCAUAGUUUUCUAGAUCAGACUAGGACCGAAUGUAGGAAAAUAAAUCAUUAACCCCACAGAGAAGUUGAAGUUGUAGUUUCUGCCAUUGUUACUUUUAGAUAUUUUAAACUGAAAGGAGAGGCGCCACAAAGCACAGGCUUUAGCAACACUGCACGUAAGGGGUUCAGGACAUCCAGUUUCACUUGCACAGCGCGCAGACGGCUGUCACACGUGUAAUCUGCGCAACCACGAUCCCCGCUCAGUUUCUAACCACAGCAGGCUUCUUGGAUUAAAGAUAACAAGAUUUGAACUAUGAACCCCAGACUAACACAAAGCCAGCAGAGAACAAUCUGCGCUCAGCUGAGAAGAUUCAAACUAAAGCUGCUGUACAAGGCCAGCAUCCACGGCUUCACCGGUGCAGCAUUUCACCAAAGAUGUGACAAUUGCUCUCCCACUGUGUCUGUGGGCUACAACAACUCUGGUUUUGUGUUUGGAGGCUACACCAAACAACCUUUUAGUCAGUCUGGACAGUACGUGAAUGAUGAUCAGGCUUUUCUUUUUACAUUUAAUGGUGAAAACCUCAUCAAAUAUCCAGUUACUAAUCCUACAUAUGCAGUGAGAAUGACGGCUAACUCUGGGCCUUAUUUUGGAGAAGAUUUGGUUCUUGUCAAUGGAAGCAAAGCAGUAACGUACAGCAAUCCAGGAAAUUAUUACAACUUCCCUGCUGCAGAGAUGCAUGGCAAUGAUCUCAACAUGACUGAGUGUGAAGUCUACGAAGUGGAGGGAACCACUGAACUUGAAAGGGCAUGGAGGACUGUAAUCUGGGAAUCUGAGAAGAGGACGGAGCUGAUUGAGAGCAUUAAAAGCUACAAACCCACAGUCAGCUCUGUGACCCAGCCUCGGGUUUUGCUCAUUGGACCAGUUGGAGCUGGAAAGUCCAGCUUCUUUAACUCUGUCAGCUCUGUAUUCAGAGGCCACGUCACCAACCAAGCUAUAGCAGGCUCCUCCUCCACCAGCCUCACCACACAGUUUCGCACCUACUCUGUGAAAGAUGGGCGUGAAGGGAAACCUCUGCCAAUAAUCUUGUGUGAUACCAUGGGACUGGAGGAGACCAAAGGGGCGGGGCUUGACAUAGACGAUCUGAGCAGCAUCCUCAAAGGUCACCUGCCAGAACGUUAUCAGUUCAACCCUUCAGCUCCUCUGCAUCCUGAGGCCCACGGCUAUCGCACAUCUCCUGGACUCAAGGACAAGAUCCACUGUGUGGCCUAUGUUAUUGAUGCUUCCAAGGUCUCCAUCAUGCCCACAGGGCUGGAGGAGAAGCUGGAUGCUAUCCGCAGAAAGGUCAACUUAAUGGGUAUUCCUCAGCUGGUCCUCCUCACUAAAGUAGAUGAAGCCUGCCCACUGGUGAAAGAGGAUGUGAGAAAUGUUUAUAAGAGUGGCUACAUUAAGGACGUUGUUCAGGAGGUCGGCUCUCGGCUCGGUGUGCCGUUGUCCUGUGUUGUUCCGGUGAAGAACUACAGCGAGGAGUUGGAGUUGGAUAUGAAUUGUGACAUCCUGUUGCUCAGCGCUGUUAUUCAGAUGUUUCGCUUUGUUGAUGAUUACUUUGAUGAGCUCAGUGACCGAAUGAGCAGCAUGCAAACCACAGAGCGGAAUGAAGUUAAGAAGCAGUUGUACCAACCCGAGUAGCUGAUGAAUUAUGCCUGAAAAUGGUUCGUUUACAGCAAAAAAAAAACAAAAAAACUUCGUUUAUUCAUCAUCAGUGCAAACAGUUGAAGUUUCUAAUGGCCCUGGGAUUUGGUGUUGUUUCUGAUUUAUUGAUUCUUCUUCAUUAUUGUGACUUUUGAGUUCCUUGUUAUCAUACUGGAUUGUGAGUUUUGAGUGACAUCACCACGUUUACAGUUUUAUUCUGAUCAUCUUUGAGUUUUGCUUGCUCUCUGUAUGACUGCCUUGAUUACCUUUUUGUGUGUCUCAUAAUGAAUGUGUCUUAUUACCCUCCUGUCUUGGUCCACGCUCAGUCAUUCAGUAAAUCCAGGAAAGUUGAUUCUGUUUCUGUUUGGAUUGCUGCUUUAUACCUUUUU